GUGGCCGUGUCUCGUGACGCUACAGAGGGGCGGGUUAUCAACAACAGAGUCGGUCUGUGGAGCUAACGUUACGGAGGGACAGAGCUCGAGUGUUGUUUUGAAUUUACUAGAAGACGCCGACUGGAAGGGGGGCUAGGGCCUGUGGAUAAGAUGGCGGAUGUAGGAGACGAUGAAACUCGGUCGACUCUCCCUUCGGCAUCCCGUAAUGGUCCGGUUGUCGGUUCAUCCGCGAGCACCGCGGGCCAGAACGCGACCAUGGUAACGUCGGGUCCGCGGACGGUGAGGAUCGUCAAGUCGGAGUCCGGCUACGGAUUCAAUGUUCGCGGUCAAGUCAGCGAAGGAGGGCAGCUUCGGAGCAUCAACGGGGAACUGUACGCUCCUCUCCAGCAUGUCAGCGCUGUUUUGCCUGGAGGUGCGGCGGACCGAGCCGGGAUAGCGAAGGGUGACCGGAUCCUGGAGGUUAAUGGGGUGAGCGUGGAAGGUGCCACCCAUAAGCAGGUGGUGGACCUGAUCCGUGCUGGGGAGAAGGAGCUGGUCCUGGCUGUGCUGUCUGUUCCAGCACAGGAGGCUGAUGGAUUGGAAGGAGGAGAGGAUGUCCAACCAAACUACGACUACAGCGACAAGCAGGCAGUUCCCAUUUCCAUUCCCACGUACAAACAUGUAGAGCAGCACUCGGAGAGGUUUGUGGUAUACAACGUGUACAUGUCAGGUAGACAGCUUUGCUCAAAGCGCUACCGGGAGUUUGCCAUCCUCCACCAGAACCUAAAGAGGGAGUUUUCCAACUUCAACUUCCCAAAGCUUCCCGGUAAAUGGCCCUUCUCCCUGUCUGAACAGCAGCUGGAUGCUCGCCGCAGAGGCCUGGAGGAGUAUCUCGAGCGAGUUUGCUCUGUACGGGUGAUCGGGGAGAGUGACAUCAUGCAGGAGUUUCUCUCUGAAUCAGAUGAGAACUACAACGGAGUGACAGACGUAGAACUGCGGAUAGCCCUGCCAGACAAGACCACCAUCUCCGUCAGAGUCCGCAAGAAUAGCACCACAGACCAAGUGUACCAGGCAUUAGUGAUGAAGGUUGGAAUGGACAGUAUUAUGGCGAGCUACUUUGCCCUUUUUGAAGUCAUCAACCACUCCUUUGUGCGGAAGCUGGCACCUAAUGAGUUUCCCCACAAGCUUUAUGUGCAGAAUUACACAUCGGCAGUGCCGGGGACUUGCUUGGCACUCCGCAAAUGGUUGUUCAGCUUCCAGGAGGAGGAGUUGCUAAGAGACAACCCGCUGGCACUGCAUUACUGCUUUCACCAGGCAUUGGAAGAUGUGAAGAAGGGAUUCAUAAAAACGGAGGACAAAUCCUACCAGCUGCAGAAGCUGGCAGAGCAGCGCAAGAUGGCCACGUACCUCAGUCUGCUGCGGACAUGUGAGGGCUACAAUGAGGUGGCGUUCCCCCAUUGCUCCUGUGACUCCAGGAGGAAGGGACACGUCAUCACAGCCAUCAGCAUCCAUCACUUCAAGCUGCAUGCUUGUACUGAGGAUGGCACGCUGGAGAACCAGGUGAUAGCUUUCGAGUGGGGGGAGAUGCAGCGCUGGGACACUGAUGAGGAGGGAAUGGCUUUCUGUUUCGAAUAUGCCAGAGGAGAGAAGAAACCUCGCUGGGUCAAGAUUUUCACUCCAUACUUUAACUACAUGCACGAGUGCUUUGAGCGGGUCUUUUGUGAGCUGAAGUGGAGGAAACAGGUCGAGGAAGAGGCAUCUGACAAAGACAACAAAAACUGCAGCAACAAUGACACGUGACUCACUCACUCUAUCAGAGUCAUCUCCAAGAGGCUGACACGUUUGGGGGAAGUGAAACUAUGUGAGCCACGUGAGUCAGCACAAGACCAGAAAUACCAGAAGUACGUGGAUGAGCAAGUGCAAGGCGUCAGGAUGAGUAAGGAACCUUAUAGGAACAGAGGCAGAUGACAAACAGCAGAGGGAAAGAUGGGGAGGAUGUAAGCCCUAACCCCCAGAUGUAAUUCCACUGGGCACGGCUGCAACGCGUCCCGGCUGCUGAUCGCGGCCUUUCUAGAUGAAAGUUUGUGAUCCCAGCGUUUCAGAAAAUAAAACACCUUGUACACACUCCUGUUUGGAACCAACAAAGGGGAACCAAUUAAACUACAUACCCUACUUGCAGAUGAUAAAAGCACAAAAAUGGUCUAAUCUGAGCAAAUUCAUCAAAUCUGCUGGGCAAACUGUUCCACUUCUGAAUCACACCUGGUCGGGUGUGAUGAACAGACCAAAACAGUGUUGUAGCCGCAACAUUAGAGCUGUGACUGGUGGGAUUUAGGGGUACAGCGAGGGCUUCAGUAUGCCAAAGAGUCUCUCAUGGAAUCAUAAUCACUAACUGAAGCACAGUAGACGCUGGAAAACACUGACUGAUCUGUGUUGCAUGACA
This is a messenger RNA of Larimichthys crocea (large yellow croaker), 2419 nucleotides long. RefSeq names its product sorting nexin 27a (gene snx27a). Gene Ontology annotation, molecular function: protein binding; phosphatidylinositol-3-phosphate binding. The record is from RefSeq and is a predicted model, not a curated record. Gene Ontology annotation, cellular component: early endosome. NCBI's taxonomy places the organism in Eukaryota, Metazoa, Chordata, Actinopteri, Sciaenidae. Gene Ontology annotation, biological process: endocytic recycling; signal transduction; intracellular protein transport. The transcript has 13 exons. Bases 151 to 1779 code for a protein of 542 amino acids.